CGAAAGAUUUUCGCUUCAGCCAGAGCCCAAAAUCGAGUCCGCUUAAGGACCGUCGGGUUCGUCGAUCUCUCUCUCUCUCUCUCUCUCUCUCUCUCUCUGCGUGAGAAGUUGGGCCUCUGCAUCUGCGUUAAAAUAAAUUGCAUGUUGAGUGAAUUGCAGAGGUGAAUCCGACGACUUCCAUAUCCACCAACGACAACGGUUCUUCCUGAAACUAAUUGGGUGCGAGGAGAUGGCAUUGAUGGUGAAGUAAACUUCAAACACGUUCUCUUCUUCUCGCUCAUUCGCACCUGACAGGAGUGAUGCAUCCACUCUUCCGCCUGGUGCGCCGCACCAGCACCCUCCUUCCCCACUUUCCUUCAACGCGCUUCUUUGUCGGUGCUGCUUCAGGAGACCCCGAGUUCCAGCCCUCGAAGAUCAAGAUCUUCGACCGGGAUCUCAAGAGGAAGCAACGUGAUCGAGCAGCAUGGUUGAUGGGGAGCAAAGAUGCCUUAGUCGAUGCGGUUGCAGAAAACCUUCUGGAUCGAUUGCAGGACUGUAAACGAUCAUUUUCCACUGCACUGUGCUUGGGAGGAUCCUUAGCAGCUGUGAGACGUACGCUCCAUGGACGUGGUGGGGUUCAAGAGCUUUUUAUGAUGGAUAUGUCAUAUGACAUGAUCAGAAAGUGCAGAGAUGUUGAAGGUGCAUGUGAUUCUACUAUGAAAACAUUCUUUCUUGUGGGCGAUGAAGAAUUUUUGCCAUUUAAGGAAAGCUCUUUAGAUUUAAUUGUAAGUUGUUUGGGGCUUCAUUGGACUAACGAUCUUCCUGGAGCCAUGAUACAAAGUAGAUUAGCUUUGAAGCCUGACGGACUAUUUUUGGCUGCUAUUCUGGGAGGAGAAACACUUAAGGAGCUAAGAAUUGCAUGUACUGUGGCACAAAUGGAAAGGGAGGGGGGUAUCAGUCCUCGAAAUUCUCCUCUAGCACAGGUUAGGGAUGCUGGUAAUCUGUUGACAAGAGCAGGUUUCACUCUUCCAGGUGUUGAUGUUGAUGAGUAUGUUGUCAGAUAUGAUAGUGCUUUGGAGCUCAUUGAGCAUCUUCGGGAAAUGGGGGAAACAAAUGCACUCUUGCAGAGAAAUCAUAUUUUAAAGAGAGAAACUGCUUUGGCAACUGCUGCUGUUUACCAGUCCAUGUUUGCAGCUGAGGAUGGGACUGUCCCAGCGACAUUUCAGGUCUUUUACAUGACUGGCUGGAGAGAACAUCCUUCUCAGCAGAAGGCUAAAAGGAGAGGUUCUGCAACUGUCUCCUUUGAAGACAUUAAGAAACAUUUUGGUUCUGACUCGACUGUGGAUGGUCCUGGUUAAUGCUGCUCUACUCUUCCUGUUACUGCAAAUAUUCCUUGCAGCAAGUUCAGUUUUAGGUACUAAUAUUUGUGUAAUCUGAAUGCUUUAGUUCAAAAAUAUGAUGCAAAAUGUGCAUACGAAUCCUGUAUCAAAUUGCAGUUGGUUAGUAAUGGCCUUGUUCAGCUCUAAGUGGUUUCGGUUGGGGUUCAGGUAUGUGAUUUAUAUUUUCAUGGAGUAGAGCUUUUACAACACCACACUUCCAAGGAGAAAGGGCCAUGGCGACGACCACAACAGCAUUGGAUUUUCCUGUCACGGGUUUAAGUGAAUCACGUUGUUUCACCUCUUUUUCAAAGAAUAGCCACAUGUACAUGUCAGUCUGGUAAUUUAGGCAACUUAAGUUUGAA
Nymphaea colorata (pocket water lily) is the source of this 1720-nucleotide messenger RNA. Its product is annotated as putative methyltransferase At1g22800, mitochondrial. Gene Ontology annotation, molecular function: S-adenosylmethionine-dependent methyltransferase activity. Gene Ontology annotation, biological process: mitochondrial respiratory chain complex I assembly. Lineage: Eukaryota; Viridiplantae; Streptophyta; Magnoliopsida; Nymphaeales; Nymphaeaceae. Gene Ontology annotation, cellular component: mitochondrion. The record is from RefSeq and is a predicted model, not a curated record. Bases 300 to 1337 code for a protein of 345 amino acids. The transcript has 11 exons.